Mandrillus leucophaeus (drill) is the source of this 7204-nucleotide messenger RNA. RefSeq names its product aggrecan (gene ACAN). Gene Ontology annotation, biological process: cell adhesion. Gene Ontology annotation, molecular function: hyaluronic acid binding. The record is from RefSeq and is a predicted model, not a curated record. The coding region runs from base 75 to 6335 and encodes 2086 amino acids. NCBI's taxonomy places the organism in Eukaryota, Metazoa, Chordata, Mammalia, Primates, Cercopithecidae. The transcript has 20 exons.
AGCCCCCAGCUGCCUCGCCAGGUGUGUGGGACUGAAGUUCUUGGAGAAGGGAGUCCAACUCUUCAAGGUGAACUAUGACCACUUUACUCUGGGUUUUCGUGACUCUGAGGGUCAUUGCUGCAGCUGUCACUGUAGAAACUCCAGACCAUGACAACUCGCUGAGUGUCAGCAUCCCCCAACCAUCCCCUCUGAGGGUCCUCCUGGGGACCUCCCUCACCAUCCCCUGCUAUUUCAUCGACCCCAUGCACCCUGUGACCACCGCCCCCUCUACUGCCCCCCUGGCCCCAAGAAUCAAGUGGAGCCGUGUGUCCAAGGAGAAGGAGGUAGUGCUGCUGGUGGCCACUGAAGGGCGCGUGAGGGUCAACAGUGCCUACCAGGACAAAGUCUCGCUGCCCAACUACCCGGCCAUCCCCAGUGACGCCACCUUGGAAAUCCAGAGCCUGCGCUCCAAUGACUCUGGGGUCUACCGCUGCGAGGUGAUGCAUGGCAUCGAGGACAGCGAGGCCACCCUGGAGGUCGUGGUGAAAGGCAUCGUGUUCCAUUACAGAGCCAUCUCUACACGCUACACCCUCGACUUUGACAGGGCGCAGCGGGCCUGCCUGCAGAACAGUGCCAUCAUUGCCACACCCGAGCAGCUGCAGGCCGCCUACGAAGACGGCUUCCACCAGUGUGAUGCCGGCUGGCUGGCUGACCAGACUGUCAGAUACCCCAUCCACACUCCCCGGGAAGGCUGCUAUGGAGACAAGGAUGAGUUUCCUGGUGUGAGGACGUAUGGCAUCCGAGACACCAACGAGACCUAUGACGUGUACUGCUUCGCCGAGGAGAUGGAGGGUGAGGUCUUUUAUGCAACAUCUCCAGAGAAGUUCACCUUCCAGGAAGCAGCCAAUGAGUGCCGGCGACUGGGUGCCCGACUGGCCACCACGGGCCAGCUCUACCUGGCCUGGCAGGCUGGCAUGGACAUGUGCAGUGCCGGCUGGCUGGCCGACCGCAGCGUGCGCUACCCCAUCUCCAAGGCCCGGCCCAACUGCGGUGGCAACCUCCUGGGUGUGAGGACUGUCUACCUUCACGCCAACCAGACGGGCUACCCUGACCCCUCAUCCCGCUACGACGCCAUCUGCUACACAGGUGAAGACUUUGUGGACAUCCCAGAAAAUUUCUUUGGAGUAGGGGGUGAGGAGGACAUCACCGUCCAGACAGUGACCUGGCCUGACAUGGAGCUGCCACUGCCUCGAAACAUCACUGAGGGUGAAGCCCGAGGCAGUGUGAUCCUUACCGUAAAGCCCAUCUUCGAUGUCUCCCCCAGUCCCCUGCAACCUGAGGAGCCCUUCACAUUUGCCCCUGAAAUAGGGGCCACUGCCUUCCCUGAGGUUGAGAAUGAGACUGGAGAGGCCACCAGGCCCUGGGGCUUUCCCACACCUGGCCUGGGCCCUGCCACAGCAUUCACCAGUGAGGACCUCGUCGUGCAGGUGACCGCUGUCCCUGGGCAGCCGCAUUUGCCAGGGGGGGUCGUAUUCCACUACCGCCCAGGAUCCACCCGCUACUCGCUGACCUUUGAGGAGGCGCAACAGGCCUGCCUGCGCACCGGGGCAGUCAUUGCCUCACCAGAGCAGCUCCAGGCUGCCUACGAAGCAGGCUAUGAGCAGUGUGACGCCGGCUGGCUGAGGGACCAGACCGUCAGAUACCCCAUUGUGAGCCCACGGACCCCAUGCGUGGGUGACAAGGACAGCAGCCCAGGGGUCAGGACGUACGGCGUGCGCCCAUCAACAGAGACCUACGAUGUCUACUGCUAUGUGGACAGACUUGAGGGGGAGGUGUUCUUCGCCACACGUCUUGAGCAGUUCACCUUCCAGGAAGCACUGGAGUUCUGUGAAUCUCACAAUGCCACGCUGGCCACCACGGGCCAGCUCUACGCCGCCUGGAGCCGAGGCCUGGACAAGUGCUAUGCCGGCUGGCUGGCCGAUGGCAGCCUCCGCUACCCCAUCGUCACCCCAAGGCCUGCCUGCGGUGGGGACAAACCAGGCGUGAGAACGGUCUACCUCUACCCUAACCAGACGGGCCUUCCGGACCCACUGUCCCGGCACCAUGCCUUCUGCUUCCGAGGGGUUUCGGCGGUUCCUUCUCCAGGAGAAGAAGAGGGUGGCACACCCACAUCACCCUCUGGUGUGGAGGACUGGAUCGCUACCCAAGUGGUGCCUGGUGUGGCUGCUGUCCCUGUAGAAGAGGAGACAACUGCUGUACCCUUAGGGGAGACUACUGCCAUCCUAGAGUUCACCACUGAGCCGGAAAACCAGACAGAAUGGGAACCAGUCUACACCCCAAUGGGCACAUCCCCGCUGCCAGGGAUCCUUCCUACUUGGCCUCCCACUGGCACAGCAACAGAGGAAAGCACAGAAGGCCCUUCUGCAACUGAAGUGCUUACUGCCUCAAAGGAACCAUCCCCCACAGAGGUGCCAUUCCCCUCGGAGGAGCCAUCACCCUCAGAGGAACCAUUCCCCUCAGUGAGGCCAUUCCCCUCAGUGGAGCCGUCCCCCUCGGAGGAGCCAUUCCCCUCCAAGGAGCCGUCCCCCUCAGAGGAGCCAUCAGCCUCAGAAGAGCCAUAUACACCUUCACCCCCGGUGCCCAGCUGGACUGAGCUGCCAGGCUCUGGGGAGGAAUCUGGGGCCCCUGAUGUCAGUGGUGACUUCAUAGGCAGUGGAGACGUUUCAGGACACCUUGACUUCAGUGGGCAGCUGUCAGGGGACAGGGCAAGUGGACUGCCCUCUGGAGACCUUGACUCCAGUGGUCUUACUUCCACAGUGGGCUCAGGCCUGCCUGUGGACAGUGGACUAGCCUCAGGGGAUGAAGAGAGAAUUGAGUGGUCCAGCACUCCUACAGUUGGUGAACUGCCCUCUGGAGCUGAGAUCCUAGAGGGCUCUGCCUCUGAAGUUGGGGACCUCAGUGGACUUCCUUCUGGAGAAGUUCUAGGAGACCUCAGUGGGCUUCCUUCUGGAGAAGUUCUAGAGACUUCUACCUCUGGAGUAGGAGACCUCAGUGGACUUCCUUCUGGAGAAGUUGUAGAGACUUCUACCUCUGGAGUAGAGGACCUCAGUGGACUUCCCUCUGGAGGAGAAGUUCUAGAGACUUCUACCUCUGGAGUGGAGGACAUCAGCGGGCUUCCUUCUGGAGAAGUUCUAGAGACUACUGCCUCUGGAAUAGAGGAUGUCAGUGAACUUCCUUCAGGAGAAGGUCUAGAGACCUCUGCUUCUGGAGUAGAGGACCUCAGCAGGCUCCCUUCUGGAGAAGUUCUAGAGACUUCUGCCUCUGGAGUAGGGGACAUCAGUGGACUUCCUUCUGGAGGAGAAGUUCUAGAGAUUUCUGCCUCUGGAAUCAGGGACCUCAGUGGACUUCCUUCUGGAGGAGAAGGUCUAGGGACCUCUGCUUCUGGAGUAGGGACUGACCUCAGUGGACUUCCUUCUGGAAGGGAGGGUCUAGAGACUUCAGCUUCUGGAGCUGAGGACCUCAGUGGGUUGCCUUCUGGAAAAGAAGACUUGGUGGGUCCAGCUUCUGGAGACUUGGACUUGGGAAAACUGCCUUCUGGAACUCUAGGAAGUGGGCAAGCUCCAGAAACAAGUGGCCUUCCCUCUGGGUUUAGUGGCGAGUAUUCUGGGGUGGACCUUGGAAGUGGCCCACCCUCUGGCCUGCCUGACUUUAGUGGACUUCCAUCUGGAUUCCCAACUGUUUCCCUAGUGGAUUCUACAUUGGUGGAAGUGGUCACAGCCUCCACUGCAAGUGAACUGGAAGGGAGGGGAACCAUUGGCAUCAGUGGUGCGGGAGAAAUAUCUGGGCUGCCCUCCAGUGAGCUGGACAUUAGUGGGGAAGCUAGUGGACUCCCUUCAGGAACUGAACUCAGUGGCCAAGCAUCUGGGUCUCCUGAUGUCAGUGGGGAAACACCUGGACUCUUUGAUGUUAGUGGGCAGCCAUCAGGGUUUCCUGACACUAGCGGGGAAACAUCUGGAGUGACUGAGCUUAGCGGGCUCUCCUCUGGACAACCAGGUGUUAGUGGAGAAGCAUCUGGGGUUCCUUAUGGCAGUAGUCAACCCUUUGGCAUAACCGACCUGAGUGGAGAAACAUCCGGGGUCCCUGAUCUCAGUGGGCAGCCUUCAGGGUUACCAGGGUUCAGUGGGGCAACAUCAGGAGUCCCUGACCUGGUUUCUGGUGCCACGAGUGGCAGCGGUGAAUCUUCUGGCAUUACAUUUGUGGACACCAGUUUGGUUGAAGUGACCCCUACUACAUUUAAAGAAGAAGAAGGCUUAGGGUCUGUGGAACUCAGUGGCCUCCCUUCCGGAGAGGCAGAUCUGUCAGGCAGAUCUGGGAUGGUGGAUGUCAGUGGACAGUUUUCUGGAACAGUCGAUUCCAGUGGGUUUACAUCCCAGACUCCAGAAUUCAGUGGCCUACCAAUUGGCAUAGCUGAGGUCAGUGGAGAAUCCUCUGGAGCUGAGACUGGGAGCAGCCUGCCCUCGGGAGCAUAUUAUGGCAGUGGACUUCCAUCUGGUUUCCCCACUGUCUCUCUUGUAGAUAGAACUUUGGUGGAAUCUGUAACCCAGGCUCCAACAGCCCAAGAGGCAGGAGAAGGGCCUUCUGGCAUUUUAGAACUCAGUGGUACUCAUUCUGGAGCACCAGACAUGUCUGGGGACCAUUCUGGAUUUCUGGACCUAAGCGGACUGCAGUUCGGGCUGGUAGAGCCCAGUGGAGAGCCACCAAGUACCCCAUAUUUUAGUGGGGAUCUUGCCAGCACCACCGAUGUAAGUGGAGAAUCCUCUGCAGCCAUGGGCACCAGUGGAGAGGCCUCGGGACUUCCAGAAGUUACUUUAAUCACUUCUGAGUUCAUGGAGGGUGUUACUGAACCAACUGUUUCUCAGGAACUUGGCCAAAGGCCUCCUGUGACACACACACCCCAGCUUUUUGAGUCCAGUGGAGAAGCCUCCGCAGCUGGGGACAUUAGUGGAGCUACCCCAGUGCUCCCUGGGUCUGGAGUAGAAGUGUCAUCAGUCCCAGAAUCUAGCAGUGAGACGUCCGCCUAUCCUGAGGCUGGAGUUGGGGCAUCUGCUGCCCCUGAGACCAGCGGAGAAGAUUCUGGGUCACCUGAUCUGAGUGAAACCACCUCUGCAUUCCAUGAAGCUGACCUUGAGAGAUCCUCUGGCCUAGGAGUGAGCGGCAGCACUUUGACAUUUCAAGAAGGCGAGCCGUCAGCUUCCCCAGAAGUGAGUGGAGAAUCUACCACCACCGGUGAUGUGGGGACAGAGGCACCAGGCUUGCCUUCAGCCACUCCCACGGCUUCUGGAGACAGGACUGAAAUCAGCGGAGACUUGUCUGGUCAUACCUCGGGGCUGGGCAUUGUCAUCAGCACCAGCAUCCCAGAGUCUGAGUGGACCCAGCAGAGCCAGCGCCCUGCAGAGGCGCAUCUAGAAACUGAGUCCUCAAGCCUCCUGUACUCAGGAGAAGAGACUCACACAGCCGAAACAGCCACCUCCCCAACAGAUGCUUCCAUCCCAGCUUCUCCAGAAUGGACAGGUGAAUCAGAGUCAACUGUUGCAGCCCCCACCAGGUCCUGUGCAGAGGAGCCCUGUGGCGCUGGGACCUGCAAGGAGACAGAGGGUCAUGUCAUAUGCCUGUGCCCCCCUGGCUACACUGGCGAGCACUGUAACAUAGACCAGGAGGUAUGUGAAGAGGGCUGGACCAAGUACCAGGGCCACUGUUACCGCCACUUCCCAGACCGUGAGACCUGGGUGGAUGCUGAGCGCCGGUGUCGGGAGCAGCAGUCACACCUGAGCAGCAUCGUCACCCCCGAGGAGCAGGAAUUUGUCAACAACAAUGCCCAAGACUACCAGUGGAUCGGCCUGAACGACAGGACCAUCGAAGGGGACUUCCGCUGGUCAGAUGGACACCCCAUGCAAUUUGAGAACUGGCGCCCCAACCAGCCUGACAACUUCUUUGCCGCUGGAGAGGACUGUGUGGUGAUGAUCUGGCACGAGAAGGGCGAGUGGAAUGAUGUUCCCUGCAAUUACCACCUCCCCUUCACGUGUAAAAAGGGCACAGUGGCCUGUGGAGAGCCCCCUGUGGUGCAGCAUGCCAGGACCUUCGGGCAGAAGAAGGACCGGUAUGAGAUCAAUUCCCUGGUGCGGUACCAGUGCACAGAGGGGUUUGUCCAGCGCCACGUGCCCACCAUCCGGUGCCAACCCAGCGGGCACUGGGAGGAGCCUCGGAUCACCUGCACAGACGCCACCGCCUACAAACGCAGACUACAGAAGCGGAGCUCACGGCACCCUCGGAGGAGCCGCCCCAGCACGGCCCACUGAGAAGAGCUUCCAGGACGCACCCAGGACGCUGAGCCCAGGAGCCUGCCAGGCUGACGUGCAUCCCACCCAGAUGGUGUCCUCUUCUUGUCGCUUUUUGUCAAUAAGGAAUCCCAUUAAAGAAGGAAAAAAAUAAAUCCCACAUUGUGUAUGCACCCACUCACCCCUCCAAAUCAGCAAAACCGCAUCUAAUUUGUCCGCCGAAUGCCAAAGCAAAGCAAACUUAUUAUAACCCGUGGACUGAGUUUAGAGACAUUUCUUCAAUCUCCCAUCGUGCCUUUCCAGGGACCAGUGCAGGGACAGGGGGAGAAGGGGAGGGGUUAAGUUAAAUAAAGAAGAUUAUUUUUGUUUCCUGACUUUAUCCAAGAGCAGUGCAAUCGUUGGUUAUUUCACCUCCAGGGAGAGCUAGGGAGGAGGGAGGAGGGCUCCAAAGGAGCUGGAAGGGGCAGAGGCCUGACAGCAUGAAGAACUCCGAACUGCAGCUGAAUGUAUUGGAUGAGAAGGAGCCAGGAGGGCUGCACCAUCUAUAUGAGGGAGAAGCCUUGGGGGAGAGGGGCGGGUUCCUGCCUCCUGCCGAGGGUAAGCCGGCGGGGGAGAGCCAUCUGAGGGACCUUCCACUGCCUGGGGGUUGGUUCCCUCCAAGGGCCCCUCUUCCAGUGUCCUCUCUCUCACCUGGGUCUGCCACCCUAGCAGGUGGCAACUCGGCAGGGCUGCUGGGGGCACUUCCUGCCCAGUGGGGGUGCCACCCAGCCUUCUCCCCUCCCCACCCCCGCCCCCGGGACCGUGCAGGCACCAGGGUUCCGUGCACCUAUUUAUAUUUUUGAAAACUGAAGAUUAUGAUAUUAUAAUAAUAAUAAAGACCUUGGAAGAGA